Messenger RNA from Botrytis fragariae, 1440 nucleotides. Its product is annotated as putative arginine biosynthesis bifunctional protein. The transcript is spliced from 2 exons. The record is from RefSeq and is a predicted model, not a curated record. Gene Ontology annotation, cellular component: mitochondrial matrix. Gene Ontology annotation, molecular function: L-glutamate N-acetyltransferase activity, acting on acetyl-CoA as donor; L-glutamate N-acetyltransferase activity, acting on acetyl-L-ornithine as donor. Bases 1 to 1440 code for a protein of 479 amino acids. Lineage: Eukaryota; Fungi; Ascomycota; Leotiomycetes; Helotiales; Sclerotiniaceae. Gene Ontology annotation, biological process: L-arginine biosynthetic process; L-ornithine biosynthetic process.
AUGUAUCGAGUUUCUCACACUGCGUGUUUUCGCAAGAAGCCUUUGCAGGUCAAUAUCCAAUACCGCUCAUUUACCAAAUUUGACUCAUUUGGAAAUUCCCCCAUUCCUGCUUCCAAACAGCGUUUCGUUCCAACAUCUGGCACCUACCCGAAAGGCUUUUUAAUCGGUAGUACAAAUGUCGGGAUCAAACCAUCCGGCUUAUCCCAGCCAGACUUGAUUUUAGUGACAAGCGAGAAGCAAUGGGAGGCAUGUGGAGCUGCUGUUCUUACAAAGAAUGAAUUUCCAGCUCCCAGUGUACUUGUUACUAGGGAGUUAAUAAAGGAAAGUCGGGGAAGGAGGGUGAGAGGUGUAGUUGCAAAUUCGUGGUGUGCAAAUUUACUCACAGGUGAGAGAGGGCUAGAGGAUUCAAGAAAGAUGAGUGAGGAGGCGGGAAUGGUUCUGGGGGAGGGAAAGGGGAAGGGGAAAGACCCGGUAAUGGUUAUGCAUACAGGCAAGUUGCUACUCCCUAUUGAUGACAUCAUCCAGGGCUUCCCAAAACUCCAUCAGAACAUGGGUACCACUCAUAAUCACUGGCUACAAGCCGCCAGGGGCAUCUGCACAACUGACACCUUCCCUAAACUUUUAUCCCGCACGUUCUCUCUCCCAUCUUUACCAAACACCAAAUUCUCUCUCGCGGGCAUCACUAAAGGCGCUGGAAUGAUCCAUCCAAACAUGGCUACCACACUUGGUAUAAUCUGUACCGAUGCACCCAUUACACCUCCUGCUCUUCAACAACUCUUGAGUACCGCAGCUGAUAAAAGUUACAAUUGCAUCUCUAUUGAAGGAGAUACAAGCACGAAUGAUAUGGUCACUAUGUUCGCCAAUGGUGCGGCUGCACCUACACAUUCUCCAAUCGACUUUGAUACAUUGGCGGCAUCUCAGUCCGAAGAUUUUGUCGCUUUUCAAAAAAUUCUCAUUGAGUUCAUGGCUGAUCUCGCAAAGCUGGUAGUAAGGGAUGGAGAAGGCGCAACUAAAUUCAUUACAAUACGAGUACGAGGCGCGCCGACCUACCCAGCAGGCAAACACAUUGCAUCCGUUAUCGCGCGUUCUGUCCUUUUCAAAAUGGGGGUCUAUGGCAAAGAUCCGAAUCCUAUAGGUGUCUUAGCUGCUUUAGGUUACUCAUUGAUGGAUACAAAGUUCGCUGGCAAGGGGAUCAUCAACUGCGAAUUAACAUCUGUAAGUUUUGUGCCAGUUGACGGUGCUGAGGAAUUGAAUUUUGUGAAGCGGGGAAAGCUGAUGGAAGUUGAUGAGUCGAGGGUUAAGGAGCUUAUGGAAAAAGAGGACGUGGAAGUGGUGGUAGAUUUGAGGGAUGAUGGGGGUGGAAAGGGAGAGGAAGCUGUUUAUUGGACCUGUGAUAUCACGCAUGAAUUUGUUACAAUAAAUGGAGAUUUUAGAAAUUAG